Messenger RNA from Oncorhynchus tshawytscha (Chinook salmon), 1389 nucleotides. RefSeq names its product epigen. The coding region runs from base 314 to 832 and encodes 172 amino acids. NCBI's taxonomy places the organism in Eukaryota, Metazoa, Chordata, Actinopteri, Salmoniformes, Salmonidae. The transcript is spliced from 5 exons. The record is from RefSeq and is a predicted model, not a curated record. Gene Ontology annotation, biological process: positive regulation of cell population proliferation; positive regulation of mitotic nuclear division; epidermal growth factor receptor signaling pathway.
UCUCCUGCCUCCUCGGGCUGCAUACCUGUUGAAUACCUGCCCAAGAGGAGAGGCCUCUGCCUUUGCAUGCAGGUAACCGAGGGCAAUGGGACAGGAAGUGAUACGGAAGAAGCAGCCGAGCGAGCCAUUUUGGGGAAAGGAGAUACUCUUUACCCCAGAAUUCUGGUUCUGCCAUUUGUUGUGCAAGUUGUGACAGGGGUGUGUUGAAAGGGUAUAAAGCAUCCUGAACUUUCACUGUCAUCCACACACCUGAAGAGAAGACUAACUAGAGUUCACUGGACGGCUACAACACACUUAGAAAAAAACCCACAAGAUGUCAGGACCAAAACAGACUGUGAGGGACUCCACCACUCUGGUUGCAGUGCUGCUCCUCCUCCUCUCCACAGGGAUACAGUCAGCAAAACAUUCAGACAAACUUCAACCAACACAAUGGACACUCAGCCCGGACCUUGCAGAACCCAAAAUCUCCACGCUGCCUGUAAAUGGUAGUGAUAUGGAGGAUAUGGAGGAACCUCGUGUUCUGAGGAUGUCAAGAUCCUGUAAAGAUGAGGAUUCUGACUACUGCCUGAACGGACAGUGCAUGUACCCCCCUGACAGCGAUACCCCUGCCUGCAUGUGUGAUGCUUCCUAUAGCGGCGCUCGCUGUGGUCUGUUGGUCCACCAGGCGACGCUGUGCAAGUUAGCCACAACAGAGGAGGUGAUUGCCAUCUGCGUGGGCGUGGCCAUGUUAGUGUGCUGCCUUGCUGUCGGUCUAUACUGCUGCAUCAAGAGAAGGUGUGAAAAACAGCCCCUUCUCUACAAGACCUACGGUGGCUCGGAGAACUCAGUUUGAGCCCCGUCUUCAUCAUCUCCACCACCACCAUCCUCAUCAUCAUCAUCUUCAUCAGCUUCAUAAUUACCAUCAUCGUCAUCACCACCACCAACCUUGUCUUGUUUUGCUGUCCCAACAAUUCCAUAACCGUAUAUUGACCACAAUGUCUUCCCAUAUCAUAUCAAAUUGAGGCUAUUUAUUGAAACAUCUAAAAUUAUAUCUCAAAUAUCUCAAAUUAAAGUUAUAAUUUUGUUUUUUUUAGGUGUACAUGUAUUUAAUGUGUUUAUUUUUGUUGUGUUUAACAAAUGUCUUUCAAAUCCGAUCACUAUUGUCUGAAGAUUGAUUUUCACAAAGGAGUCAACAUCACUAUCACACGGGCAGGUCUACACGUUAUCACAUUUAACCACCAGGUAUCAGAAUUACAACCGAUUUUGAAAAUAUUCCUAAAACAGCAGGCACACUAUCAGUCAGCCAGGUCAGGAUGGUACAACAUGGCACCAUAUUCCCUAUAUAAGAACUCUACAGCCCCGUUUAUACCUGGUGCUAACAUGGCACCAUAUUCCCUAUAUAAGAACUCU